This is a messenger RNA of Cuscuta epithymum, 1683 nucleotides long. NCBI's taxonomy places the organism in Eukaryota, Viridiplantae, Streptophyta, Magnoliopsida, Solanales, Convolvulaceae. The record is from the annotation of a GenBank genome assembly.
AAAGAAAAUUUGAGUAGCAUACUCCACUUACGCAACUCUUUUCCAACUUACUGAAAUUGCAUUUAUCCUCUGCAUCUCCGUCCCUCCCCUGUCGACAACCCCCAUUCUUCAAUCUGCUCAGAUAAGUAUUUUCUUUGUUAUACAUGGAUUUUUCAUCUUCACACAAUUAAUGACCUCGCGAAACCAUCCCUGUACUGGAAGCUGACAAUCUUUCAUUUCCAUACAGAGUGAGCAGGAAUUUCAUUACACUUCCAUGGCUCCCUUAAUUAGAGGCCAUGAUGACAUGGGUUUUAAUGAGAUUUUUGCUGCAUAAGAUUGGAGCUGUGUGCUUACUCUAACAUUGAAGUUGACUUCUGCUCAGCAUUUUCCGGGUUUGAAACAGAUCCGAAGUGUUGCUUCAUCAGCAAUUGACAGGUUUUCAGAAAAAUGAAAAUUACCAAACAAUACCGGUGCAGUCACUCGGCAUACUGCAUAUGCACAAAAGGGCAUCUAAGUGAAGAAGUGAUAUUCCUAGUCUUUGAACAUAUGAACUGGAACCCGAAGACGAUUGCAGAUCUAUCCUGUGCGUGCAAAUGGUUUGACGAUCUCGCGAAGAGAGUUCUCUGGAAGGAGUUCUGCAAAAAAAGGGCGCCCAAGAUGAUGCUUGACCUACAAUCCUGUGGCAGCCACAGUGUGGACGGUAACUGGAGGGCACUUGGGAAACUCCUCAUUUACUGCUCUGGAUGUACAAAGGGCGGGUUGUUUAACACCAUUCACAUUCCCGGACACUUCGUUCAUAGGACACGGUUCUCAAGGACGUCUGGUAAGAGCUUUCUUUUACCUCAAUGCAGGACAGAUGUUUUGUACGUUUCCGAUCCAUGUGAGCAUCUUGACCAAGGAGAAGAAGGGGACGUUGGGUUUUUCCGGGGGAUAUUUAAGUCAUUCGGGUCAUCAAAGGUGAAGAAGAUGCUGAUAAAGAAGGACGCUCAGCUGCACCCGAGGGAGGUGUGUCCGUACUGUAAGGCGAAGCUGUGGAGUAUGUUGCAGGCUAAUAUGAUACCCUCAAGUGCUAGUUGCAGACUGGGUGCUUAUGAAGAUGCGAUUGAGUAUUAUGUGUGCCUUAACGGUCAUGUGCUUGGGAUUUGUACACUCUUGCCCUUGUCUGAUACAGAGGAAGCGGAAGCUUCUGGAUCUGAGUGAGGCCUAGCAGAAGAAUGAAAUAUAUAUUAUUAUAUCUUUAUGUGUGUGCAGUGCUGCAUUUCUUUUUACAAGGAUGAUGAAAGCUUUCCAGAGUUUUUUGCUCAGAACUAUUCACAAUCGGUGAGCAUUUUGAUUGAGUAUUGGUGGUAUGCUUCAGAACAUUCUUGUGAGCCAUUUGUGCAAUUGUAUCCGCUUUGGUGCGACAUUGUAAUAUCCUUCACACUCCUGUUAUGGAAUCAUUGUAGUUUUCUCAGAUCAGUAUGAGAAAAUUGUGUAUGCCUACAUAAGUCCAUUUUAAGUAAAAGGCGAGAGAAUAGUUUCGCUUUGUGUUGGUCACAUGGCAGGAUUGGCAGCGUAAGUCCUUAUGUUCUUACUUCUUUCCCACUUUUCUUUAUCAUCUAUUCAUAAAAAAAUGUAAAAUUGAUUUGCAUGUGGAUUAAGAAACUAAGAAUGUAAAAUUUGGGAGAUUGUAGGUUAUAGGUUGUGGAAUAACAGAUAACUUUA